Nothobranchius furzeri (turquoise killifish) is the source of this 4431-nucleotide messenger RNA. RefSeq names its product transglutaminase 8 (gene tgm8). NCBI's taxonomy places the organism in Eukaryota, Metazoa, Chordata, Actinopteri, Cyprinodontiformes, Nothobranchiidae. Gene Ontology annotation, molecular function: protein-glutamine gamma-glutamyltransferase activity. The record is from RefSeq and is a predicted model, not a curated record. Gene Ontology annotation, cellular component: mitochondrion. Gene Ontology annotation, biological process: peptide cross-linking.
CUUGUGCUGUAGGGGGAGGCAAAAUGCUAGUUAAAACAGUUUAGAUGCAGAGGCAUCAAAGACCUUGAGCAAUAUCUCAAGGAGAAUAGUUCUUCAUGAGGAGAGAGGGGAGAUGACCUUUAGGUGGAAAACAGUUCCUUCAUGACGCUACACUCCCAAAGUCCAGGAAAAAAAGUUUUUAUUGUUAAAGUUUCAACUCAAAGAGCUCAGGUUUAGAGCGCUCCUAGUCUCAUAAAAGCCUCCUGCCCUCUGGUGGAGGAUUUAGGUACUGUAGAUGAAAUAUAACAGUCAUGUCUGUUUCUUUUGUAUAUUUAUUACUAAAAUAUUUCUCGCCUCAAACGUUUAUUGUUUUCGAUUGAAGCCCAUUAAAUAAUUAGUCUGAUCAGAAACUAAAGCCCUUUUCCCUCUAGCAUCGGCUCUGCGUGGUCUGGGUGGCAUAGAGAGUGUCCACAUUAGUAUGGCCUGCCUUUUUCAGGGUGCAACCAGACUGUAUUUCAGCCCUCUUACCGAGGUGAUCUGAUUCAGGCUGACCAGGGCCAACACACCCACUGCUGACUGAUAAGCCGGCUCAAAUUCACACCUUCCGUUAGGGGAAGCCUUUGAUUGGGUAGAAUCAGCCAGUUACCUAAGAGCUGAGAACAUCACUGACUGCAUGAGUUGUUUUAACUUUUAUUUGCUGAUGUUUUGACCUCUCAGCCAUCCUCAGAGCUUGCCAACGUUGGCGGCGUCACUUCUUUCUCUGUUUAUCCACAAGCAGCAGAGGAUUCUGUCGCCCUCUGCUGCCCGCGCUCUCCUCACCGAUGACACAGUCCCACGCACGAUCCAAUGUGUAGACCCCAUUGACCAACAAGUCCAAGACACACAAGAGCAGUGAAACAAGAAGCAGAAAUUACAAUAAAGGCAUCAGCCGUAACAGACCACUACACAAGGGGAAACCACUUGAUGGACUGGGACAGAACACAAAUCAUAAACACAGAACAACAUCAAUAGAAAAGACGGAUUAAGGAAGCCACAGAAAUAAGGAGAGGUGGACACACAACCAUGAACAGAGACAAUGGGGUCUACACCUGAAAAGUUCUGUAACACAGCACAGCUCAAUGUCAGAGAUGUCACAAGUGCUGCAAUUGGCAGCUGAUUCCUGCCAAGGAAUGUGUGACUAGAGUUGCAACAUGCGUUAAAUGGAAUGAAGGGUGAUUGGGUGUGAUAACGGCUUUAAAAUCCACCCAUGCACAGAGUCACCUGUCAGAGCUGCAGAGCCACUAAGAGCUGUGUUUUCUUGUUGGGGAACAGAUUCUUCAGAGAGAUGAUGGCACUGGACAGACCCAAUAGCUACAGCAGAUCCAACACAGCAGUUUUUAAGGGAGUGGACCUCCACAGCAGGACCAACAACACUGAGCACCACACCAGUGAGAUCUCUGUGGAUCAGCUGAUUGUGAGGCGAGGCCAGCCCUUCAUCCUGACCCUGAAACUGGCUCAACCUUUCAACCCUGACCUGGAUCAGCUCAUCAUGACAGCUGAGACAGGAAACUAUCCAUCUGAGACCCGGGGGACGAUGUCACGCUUUGGUGUCCCAAACAAAGUUCCAGCUUCAGCGUCCUCUAAGGCGGUGUGGAAGGCAGAACUUCAGAAGGGUUCUUCUCCUGAAACAGGAAGCUUGACUCUGACCAUCAAACCCCCAGCAGAUGCCCCCAUAGGGGAAUACAAGCUGUCUGCUAAACACAAGGAGGAGGAGCAGGUGCUGGCUAACCUGUCGGUGCUCUUCAACCCCUGGUGUUCUGACGACUGGGUGUUCCAGCCUGAUGAUGAACAGAGACAAGAGUAUGUCAUGAAUGAACACGGGGUCAUUUACAGAGGGGUUGAUAAUUAUAUCUCUCAGAUGCACUGGGAUUUUGCACAGUUUGAGGAAGACAUGGUGAAAAUCUGUGUGAAAAUUCUGGACAUGAACCUCAAACACAAGCGUGACCCUGCUGAAGAUGUUUCUGCUCGCUGUAAUCCCAUCUACGUGAGCCGUGUGGUCACCUCUAUGAUUAACAACGCAAACUUUGGAGGCAUCCUGCAGGGAAGCUGGGGAAGUGACUUCAGAGGGGGGGUGCCUCCAUCCCACUGGAGCGGCAGCUACGCCAUCCUUAAGCAGUGGUACAGCUCUUUCUACUCGUCAGUCAAAUACGGACAGUGCUGGGUGUUCGCUGGCGUCAUGUGUUCAGUGAUGCGUCUGCUCGGGAUCCCGUGUCGUGUCGUCACCAACUACCAGUCUGCUCACGACACCAACAGAAAUCUGACCGUGGACACCUACUUUGCUGACUACGGCGUCAGAGCAAAGGAAUCCAAGGACAGCGUCUGGAAUUUCCAUGUCUGGGUUGAAGGCUGGAUGAGGCGACCUGAUCUGGCAAAAAACAACAAAUAUGAUGGAUGGCAGGUUCUAGAUCCAACGCCACAAGAAAAGAGUGAUGGUAUGUUCUGCUGUGGUCCAGCUCCAGUCACAGCCAUCCUGAACGGAGACACUCAUCUGAAAUACGACGUCUCAUUUGUCUUUGCUGAGGUCAAUGCUGACUGUGUUUGCUGGCUGGUAAAAAAGGAUGGCACCAUGGACAAGAUCUCCACUGACAACAUAACAGUUGGACAGAACAUCUCCACCAAGUCCAUCAGCUCCAAUAAGAGGAUGAACAUCACCGACAGCUACAAGCAGAGAGAAGGAACUGAGCAGGAAAGAUCUGUCUUUAGGUACGCCCUGGACAGACUGAAGAGUGAAGCAACAGGAGAAGGAGACACUGGUGGGAGCGGUGAGAAGGUCCUGAGCGGAACGUCAGAGAUGAACACCACGGACCCCGUGCGCACAGCGGAGACAAACAAACCAUCACAACUUAUCAUUCAGUUUAAAGAGGACUCCAGACCAGUCAACGGUGGGGAUGUGAAUCUGAAGCUGAUUCUGAGCAGCGAAAGCACCGUCACUAGGCUGCUGUCCGUCAACAUCAGCAUCCAGGCCAUGAGGUACACCGGCCAACCAGCUGGGAACAUCCAGACUGAGGUGACAGAGCAGAAGCUGCUGCCUGGGCAAGAUCUGUCCAUCCCGAUCCUGGUCCCAUUCUUGACCUACCAUAAAUAUAUGAUAGUGUCUCAAAGCUUGAACGUUUCAGUCAUAAUCACAGACCUGCAGAACAAAGAGAACAUCUACCUGGCUGAGACCCGCAUUAAACUGAUGGACCCACCGAUCUCCAUCACAGUUUUAGGUGAAGCCGUGGUGGGCCGUGAGCUGACUGCAGAAGUGAUGUUCAUGAAUCCAGUAAAGGAGACACUGAGGAACUGCACCCUGACUCUUUCUGGAAGUGGCCUUUUCACUGGGGAGAUUAUAACCAACCUUCCAGACCUGCAGCCCAGCAACAGAAUCCGAGUCCAGUUCCCGAUGUUUCCCUACAGGAGCGGAGAAAGAUCUCUCAUGGUGGAUUUUGACUGUUCCUCUUUCAGGGACAUUAAAGCCAGCUGCACCGUCUAUGUUAAAUAAUAAACCCAUCUCAUUUCUAUUCCCUUUAAAGCAUCUACAUUUAAAUUCGUGUUUGAUUAAAUGUGUUUUCAUCAAUUAUUUCUAUUGGAAAGAAUCACAUAGACAAGCACGAUGAAGUUUAUGUAAAGUAAGUUCAUCUUUGCCCUUAUUUAGUCUUUGUUAAUUAGGAUCUACUGGCAGGUAAACCUGCAGCAGGUACACAUCAGAGCUGGAUGACCAAUAGCAGCAUAUUUUAGUGAUACAGGCAGAUGAUUAAAUCUAGAAAUGACCUGUUUAAGGUGAGAACAGCUGCAUCACAGGAUGAUUUAUUACUCAGUAGGCUACCUCAUCACAGUCAAUCAUUUUAGAUCAUGUUUAAUUUGUUGUUUACAGACGUUCACAGUAGAUUUGUACAAACUUGCAGACUUUGUCCUUUUCAACCAGAGGCUUCAUAAUUUAUAAUUUACUCAGUAAAAAGGUCAAGGUCAAUUUUAAACGGCUGUUGCUGACCAAAGUGCUUCACAGCAUAAGAAGCAGAUCACAAGAAUAAAAUAGAAAAACUGAAUAAAAACUGGCUUGAUUAAAUGUUCAGGGCAAUUCUUGAUGAAAGCCCUUUGCUUAAAAAAAUCAUAUAUAUUAUGAAAUGACACUAAAACGAAAUGAAAAGAGGUAGAAAAUACCUCAUUAGUCCCUAACUAAAAGCAAACUCCUAAAAAUACUAGGUUUAAAAAUGACUCCGUGUCUGAGCAGCCCUAACAUCUGCAGGAAAACCCACCAAGAAGCCUGGGUUGAUUGGUUUUAUAUUUUAUAAUUUAAUGACUAUUUUUUUCUGAUGUUAAUCCAUUUCAUUAUGAUUUUACAACUUUACGUUUUAUUUUGUUUGGAUCUGUGUGAAGUACUUUGUGAUUCCAUGUCUGUGAUAAGUGCUAUAUAAAUAAAAUUUACUUACUUUA